AAAAAAAUUCCCUACGUCCCAUUGAGUCGCCCUCUCCCGGUCACGCUCGGCGCUCUCCACGGCUCCAACCCCCCUAUUCUCGUUCUCCACAGCCGUCUCUGCCAUCUCCAACGUAGAUCGAUCAGAAUCGGCAGGAUCAACUCGUCGCCACGCAUUUUCCCCGAUCUAUGCAACCGUCUUCUUGAUCUCCACCAUUCAAUUCGACCAUAUGCAUUCUCAGUGAGCUCUGAGCUCGCAGAGUUUGGGGGCAGUUGUGACUUGGUUGGGCGCCACUGAUUUCCCACGCGAUUGAGGAUUUAUCCUGCAGCCUCAACGCGAUCGCAUCUCAAGUUCCUCUCACAUCCAAUAGAUCCCGGGCAAGCUCCAGCAGACCAUAAGUCCAUUCGUGGCGUACCCAUUCACCACAAGGCCCUAGGCUGUCUAGCAGCAUUCAAAUUGGCGCUCAGACGCAAGCCAAAGACCAAGUCGUUACAAGGAACGAGGUCCGGAGAUGGAAGGUUUGGAGGAACAAAAAGAUACUAGUGUGAACAAUGAGGGCCAACAAGGUGAAGCCCCACCUCCUUAUAAACUUAUUGAAAGGAAUGAAUUCUUGCACAGGAAACAUAAGAAACAGAAAGAGGAAGAUAUUGCUAUUUGUGAAUGUCAAUACGAUUCCAAUAAUCCAGACAGUGCAUGUGGUGACAGAUGCUUGAAUGUGUUGACUAGCACUGAAUGCACACCUGGUUAUUGUCCUUGUGGCAGUCACUGUAAAAAUCAGAGAUUUCAAAAGUGUGAAUAUGCUGCAUCAAGGUUAUUCAAAACUGAAGGUCGAGGAUGGGGUCUAUUAUCUGGUGAGAAUAUCAAGGUUGGACAGUUUGUUAUUGAGUACUGUGGGGAAGUAAUAUCAUGGAAGGAAGCCAAGCAACGAUCUCAAGCUUAUGAAUCUGCAGGAUUGAAAGAUGCAUAUAUUAUUUAUCUCAACGCAGAUGAGUCAAUUGAUGCCACUCACAAAGGAAGCUUAGCAAGGUUCAUCAACCAUUCUUGUCAACCAAAUUGUGAAACAAGAAAAUGGAACGUGUUGGGAGAAGUGAGAGUUGGGAUUUUUGCUAUGCAAGAUAUUCCUGCUGGAACAGAGUUGGCUUAUGACUAUAAUUUUGAAUGGUAUGGUGGUGCCAUAGUCCGCUGCCUUUGUGGUGCAUCCUGCUGUUCUGAAUUUCUUGGAGCUAAAUCCCGUGGUUUUCAGGAGGCCACCUAUCUCUGGGAUGAUAACGAUGACAGAUACUCAGUCGAGAAUGUUCCUUUGUAUGAUUCUGAUGAUGAUGAGCCAACAUCGAAGUCUCUUAACGCAAUUAUCCCAUAUAUUCCGAUUGUUGAAAGGGAUAAUGAAGAAUUACUGAGAAAUACAGAUGAUUUUGAUUCUCCAAUAUUUUCUCAAUCAAUGCCGAUUGUGGUGGAACCAAUCAAUUUUGCCCCUAUGGAAAUUGAUGAAGCAAAAUAUGAUACAACAGAGGAAGAUACCAUAUACUUGGAGAGCACUCAGCAAAAUUCUGCUAAAAAAAGUGCAAUGAUUUCACGCAUUCGGAGUAACCAUGCUUGCCGCAAUUAUCACACAGAGUCAAGUCCAUUGUCAAAAAGCUCAUCACGAAAUGCUGGUGGUAAAUCUAAAAUUGGAAUGCGAAAACAAAUUGAUGUGAAACUAAUUUGUGAGCGGUUAGCAGUGUCUGAAGCACGUGAAGAAAUUCUUGCUUGUGAGGAAACAAAGAAGCAGGCUACAGCUCGACUGGAUUCUCUUUAUGAUAAGAUAAGACCAGCUAUUGAGGAGCAUGAGAGGGACAACCAAGAUAGUGUUUCUACCAGUGUUGCUGAGAAAUGGAUUGAAGCCAGCUGUUGCAAACUAAAAGCGGAAUUUGACUUUCACUAUGCUAUUUGCAAAAACAUUGCGAUCACACCUCGAGUGUGUGAUGCCCCUCAAGUAGAUAAUACAGUAGAUGAGGUUAUCUUACUGGAGAAUGGCCACUAAAACUAUUUACAUAGUGGCUCAGAUUACAUUGUUAGCAUGGCAAAAGAUUAUUACUGAUCCUUAACUCUGCAUUUUGCUGUAGCUUCAUAUCCUCACUUUCUUCAACUACCUUUCUGUUAUACCUUGUUUGUGCCGUAUUCAAUCAAUCUGAAAAGCUUGAGAAAUAUGAAGGAAUUGAUACUUUUGAGGUCCCAAUGGAAAUUGUUGGAUGGUUAUGAUUGGCAGACCUUCAAGAAAAGGUCUUUUGUUGGUAUGAUCUUAUCUUUUCAUUCAAACAAAUUGGUCAGUUGUUUGGUCCCUGAAAAGCUUGAGAAAUAUGAAGGAAUUGAUACUUUUGAGGUCCCAAUGGAAAUUGUUGGAUGGUUAUGAUUGGCAGACCUUCAAGAAAAGGCCUUUUGUUGGUAUGAUCUUGUCUUUUCAUUCAAACAAAUUGGUCAGUUGUUUGGUCCCUGGUAGUAUUCGCUAAAUGCAGUUUAGAACAUGAUAAAAACCAAGUUGAUGAUGACGUAGGACUUUGCCAAAAGUUGCAACAUUUAUGUUUGUGAUGCUCAUGCCUCCUAUCAAUGUUCCCAUCUUGUGCAGAAAGACAUGAGUCUAUUUUUUAGUAUGUACAUUGUAAAUGUGGCUGAUGAUUCACUUUGGUGCUGGACCGAUUUCUAUAAUAUUCUAUUUAUCUUAUUUGCAUCCUUUUGAUGACCCAGUAAUUACUGGGAAUGCUGUGAUUCCGUAGGUUAGAGUGAGCUCGUUAGAGAGAUAUUUCUCUACAGAGUCAUCGAAGCAAGCAAAGCAGUUUCCAGUCUUUAGUUAGUCAACAUGGUUAGGUUUAUUACUCAGCAAACGAGGACUUUUUAUUGUUAGACAAUUUGUGCUUACUGUACUCGUUUGGAUAUUGUAAGCGAAUUGUUUCUCAAGGUUUUUCAUAUUCUUA
This is a messenger RNA of Zingiber officinale, 2927 nucleotides long. RefSeq names its product histone-lysine N-methyltransferase ASHH1-like. Bases 491 to 1999 code for a protein of 502 amino acids. Gene Ontology annotation, biological process: regulation of DNA-templated transcription. Gene Ontology annotation, cellular component: nucleus; chromatin. Gene Ontology annotation, molecular function: protein binding; histone H3K36 methyltransferase activity. The record is from RefSeq and is a predicted model, not a curated record. The transcript has 12 exons. NCBI's taxonomy places the organism in Eukaryota, Viridiplantae, Streptophyta, Magnoliopsida, Zingiberales, Zingiberaceae.